UUCUGUCCGGCGCCCGCUCGGAUCCCGGUGGGGUGGAGUGGAGGGAGGGAGUCCCGGUCGCUCCUUUCUCCCAGCGAUGGCGCCGUGCUGCCGCGCCCAGUACCCCGCCCGCCGGCCGGUACUCACCAUUAUCGAGAACCCCCUCAGACGGUGAGGACUGGAGCGGGCCCGAGGGAGCGGCGGAGCGCUGCCCGCAGCGGGGACCAUGAAGAGCGGCCGGACUCGCCGGGCGGAGUGCGGGAGCGGCCGCGGCACCUGCUGAAAGGAAAGAGGGUGCGGCGGCGGCGCGGCGGCGGCUCGCCCGCCCGCACCUCGGCCAUGUCCUUGCUCUGCGUGCGCGUUAAAAGAGCCAAAUUCCAGGGUUCACCAGAUAAAUUUAACACGUAUGUGACCCUGAAAGUGCAGAAUGUGAAGAGCACAACCGUAGCCGUUCGUGGCGAUCAGCCUUCCUGGGAACAAGAUUUUAUGUUUGAGAUUAGUCGCCUGGACCUGGGUCUAAGUGUGGAGGUAUGGAACAAAGGACUGAUUUGGGACACCAUGGUGGGUACCGUGUGGAUUGCACUGAAGACUAUUCGACAGUCGAAUGAGGAAGGGCCCGGGGAGUGGUCCACCUUGGAGGCAGAGACAUUAAUGAAAGAUGAUGAGAUCUGUGGAACUAGAAACCCAACUCCUCAUAAAAUUUUGCUUGAUACAAGGUUUGAGUUGCCUUUUGAUAUCCCAGAGGAAGAAGCCAGAUAUUGGACCUACAAAUUGGAGCAAAUCAAUGCCUUGGGUGCUGACAAUGAGUAUUCUAUUCAAGAAGAAAGCCAGAGGAAGCCAUUGCCCAGUGCUGCCGCCCAGUGUUCUUUUGAAGAUCCCGAUAGUGCUGUCGAUGACCGAGAUAGUGACUAUCGCAGUGAGACCAGCAACAGCAUCCCGCCUCCUUACCAUUCGACUUCCCAGCCCAACGCUUCUGUGCACCAGUUCCCUGUGCCUGUGCGAUUGCCACAGCAGCUGCUACUUCAGGGCAGUUCCCGGGACUCUUGCAAUGAUUCUAUGCAAAGUUAUGAUUAUGACCUCGAUUACCCAGAGCGGCGGGCUCUCAGACAAGGCUUACAGGCUAAAACUGACAGAAUUAGGAUUAUUUCAGCUUUCUCUGAUGUUGACUAUAAAGAGCAAGAGGGUAUAUAUGAGCAGAUAGAGGGAAAAACAUCACAAGAGUUUCUAGAAAACAGUAACAUAAACAUAAAAGAAGCACAAGUAAAGGGAAUUAGAACUCUUUCAAAAACUGAUAAAUGUUACAGCCAACAAGUACAACCAAGUUAUAAGAAUUGGAAAAAGAUACCCUCUCAAAGCCAAGAAACAGAAUUCUCUGCUGCCUCUGACUUUGACCUUAAGUUUGAAGCAUCUGUUUCCUCUAGAUAUCCUCAGAAAUAUGAUACAAUUGAUAGAAGAAGGAAAAAGAAACCCUUGUACAGUCAUUUGGAAGACAAUGAAAGAAGACAAUAUAAUGAUAGAUUAGGAACUGAGACUAACUUCAAAAGUAUGUAUCCUAAUAGUGAAAAUUGUAACUUUUGCAACAUUGAAAAGAAGAGAAAUAAUUACCCAGUUUUGCACCCCUACAAAAAUGGAUUUGUGGUUAAGUGUGGCAUGUGGGCCGCUAAGUUGGAAAGUCAUGAUUAUGAUCUUCCAGGUUGUUUAAAGAACUGUGAAAAGUCAUCUGGCUUAACCCAGCAUGUCACUGAUUUCAUUCCAUUGGAUAUUCUUGAAGAUUCUACUAGCAGUAGUUCUGAUGAACUUCUGGAUUCCCCCACUUCUUCUGAGAGGCAGGAAGGUUUAUUGUCACCAACAUGCCAUCCAUCCAAUGUCCAUCAUAUUAGAGGCUUUCCUAAAGAAUGUUAUGUAGCAAAUCCAGCAAUUCAUCCAACACAAAGGACGAAUUGCAAUGCAAACACACUUGGAGAUCUGUCUGGGUGUCCCAUGGAAGAGAUAACCCUUUCUUCUAUUGAACCUAAGGAGAAUUAUAUUGAUACAAUAGAUGAGCUUCAGUGUUUUGUAGAAACAGUCUCAGAAUAUUUAGCAGAGAAGGAAGAGGAGAUUGAUAAAUAUGGUUCCCUUUCAAAAACUAAAAAAGCAUAUAAAAUUAAUAAUACUGUUGAUAAUGCAGAACAAAAAAAAUCUGGGGAUCAAAUACCACCUAUAAAUAUUGUCAAGAAUGACAAGGACAAAGCCAUCUGUUUUCCUGAGUUGAAUGAAGUGAAAUGUGCUGUUGGUUCUUUGUUCGGUUCACUCACAGAAAAGAUGGGCUCGGGCACAAAGCAUCUAACAUUCUCUAUGGAAAAGCUGGGUUCUUUAGCUCCAGAGAGAACAGAAACUCUUACUAAAAUAGAGACAAUUAAUUCGGGACCUAGACCCAGAGCCAACUCAGUAUCAAAGAAGGAUCUUUCCAUGCAGUCUCCAUUACCUUCUCAAACAAUUGAUAAGGAUCUUGGCAGACAUGACAAAAACUCUGGAAAUGAGCUCAUAGGUAUUAAAACUGGAAGUUUAAGCUUUCAGGAUGCAGCAGAAACUCUUGGAAGGGACUCUGCUCCACAGAGUCAGAGUUCAGUUAUAAAGUCUGUUUUUAGCAUGCUAACUCCAUUAAAGAUCUUUUCAGAAAAUGAUGAAACCAAAAAAGAUAAGAACAAGCCAACAAGAAAAGAAAGCUUCAUUGGGUGUGGUUCAGAAUCAAGUCAAAAGGAAGAUACUCUUGGUAAUGACAGUAGCAUCAUUGCUUUAGAUAAGUGUAAUGGAGACAGUACAGGCUUGUCCCAAAUGACCCUAAAUGAGGAUUUGUCUUCCCAGUCAGCCAAUGAAUCUUCAAACUUAGCUAGUUCUGCAAGUAAGAAAGAUGAUACUGAGAAUCUGUUGGAAAGAAAAUCCCACAUAGACGUGUCUCUGUUACCAGACCAACCAAAAGUACUAGUAUGUGCCAAAGAUACUCCAGGACAUCCUUGUUUAGCUGGCAGUGGAACUGCAAAUAAAGAGGCUUCUUCAACGGCAUUUGAAAGAGACAGAGUUACUGGUGAUGAUGAUUUCCUUGAGCCACUUAGAAAGUCUUUUAGCCAGUUUUUACUCACUUCCACUGAAAACUGUUCAAAAGAAACUUUGUCAGAAUCUAGGGAAGUUCAUCAGUUGGAGGAAAAUGGAUGGGAAAGGAUCCCUAAGAAAGAUGGACAUUCCUUUUCCUUUAGUGGAAAAUUUCAUAUUCCAUUUCUCGGUGUUCUUAGUCAUUCUGAAAAGCAGCAGGACUUAAGAGAGAAAGGAAGCAUUUUUCCUUUGUUUAAAUUUCCUUUCACUGACAGCCACAUCACUGUCAAUGACCAGAGUUUUCAUGGCUCAGAAUUAGCCAUUGAUGAAGAGAUGCAUAGAAACUGCCAUGAAAAUACCAAACCUAGUUCAAUAAAAUCUAGUUCAGUUACAAAUAUUCAUAAUAAUCUAGGAAAAUUUGGAGACACAGAGAAAUUGAAUAAAAAUGACCCAAAAAAUUGUCCUGAAGAUAAAAUAAAGUCUGAUUCAGUUCCAAAUAAUAAUAAUGAUCUUGAGAAAUUUGGGGAUAUAGAGGUAUUAAAUUCCAGCGACCACACAGCAGAAGAGAACGGUGAAAGAGAUACUUUAGGCAUCCUUGCAGUUGUGCCCGAAGAACAUAUGCCUUCUGACUCAGAAGAAAGUAAGAUUCUUACACAAGUGACAUCUUUAAUAGUAUCAGACUCUUCAUUAGCAUUGACUUCUAUUUCACAACCCACCUUGAUUAAUGAAAUUAGUGAAGACAAACUUGUAGAUAAAGCUUCCAAGAAAAGAACCCAAGGAGGCCUCCUUUCUGGCCUGUUUAACAGAUUCUCUUCUCUUGAAAACUUGCCUAGUACACAAGAAUUAAAUUUGAAAAAUGAUGAUUCUCAUCACAGGAAUAAUGCCUCAAGCUUACUCUCAGGAAUAUUUAACUUGAUAACCAGUAACAGUUUGACUGAUUAUAAUAAACCGGAUGAAGCAAAGUCCAUGUCUUUAGGCGACAUAAAGGAUUUGAGUGGAAAUAAGCAUUUAUUUUUGGAUGAGACCCCUGUUACUUCAUGUGUGAUUUCUGAGAACCAGGGGAAUCAUGAUGUAAAACAAACUUCUGGCUUCAUAAAAACUUUCUUAUCUUCACCUAAAGAAAACAUACCAUUAGUUGAAAAGCAUUGCCCCUCUUCUGAGAACAGUGUACCAAAUGCUCAGGAAGACCUCUUAGAAGAAUCUUUGGUUAAGAGGCCAACACCACACCAUAUUGUUGAAGCAAACUUAUAUGAAAGUUCAAAUAAGUUAAAUCCACCUAUACUAAAUACUAACAUUCUUAAUAAAUCAAACCACUAUCAAGCUUUUGAAGAGAUGGACAAUCACUUUUGUUAUGAAUGGGAUUCUGAUAUAAAAGAUUUAUCUAAAGAUUCCAGAAUACUUCAGCCAGUUUAUUGUAUGUCGAAUCAAAAUACAUUUCCAUCAGCUGAUGUUUUUGUGUGGCCUGACUCAGAAAACCCAGCAAUAAAUUUUUGCCAAAAAGAUAAAAAUGCAAAUAUCUUGGACUGGAGAACAAAUUCAAACAGUGUCAUUUGGUGUGACUUACCAUAUGAAUCAUUCGAUCAGUUUGCAUUUAAUGAAGAUUACUUAGUAAGAGGUGAUAUGUGGGCAGCUAACUCAUGUAGAAAUUCUUGUCAUCUUUUAAUUAAUGAGACUGAGAAUUCACUAGAAGAAUUGCCCAUUGACUUAAGUUCUUCAGGCUAUGAGAAGACUUCAUACCCCAUAGAUGAUCAAGAAUCAUUAAGAAUGGAUGAAAACUUUGCUUUUUCAAAUGUUGUUUAUGAAUACCAGGAAUGGUUGUCAUGUCUUGAAAAUGGAGUGUGGUGGCCAUCAGAGGAUGGAGACUAUGGGUAUUAUAUGUUUCAUGAUGGUCAAUAUAUCUAUUCUUUUCUCACUGAUUCUACUGCGCAGUAUGCAUAUUUAUUUAUACCUGAUUGUCCUUAUCAGGAGUAUUUAAAUUGUGAUUUACAGACAAAUGAUUUAUCAGGUAUUAUAUUGGAUGACAGCAUUAUUUCUACCUGUAGUUUUAGAGAACUAGAUAAAGAAGAUGAAUUAUUGUGGUAUGUCGAAGAGGAACCAACUGAUGGCCCUCUUGAUUUAUCUAUAGUUUUGCCAAGAAGUGAGGGACCAAUGUAUCUAAAUUUAGGAACACUUUCACAAAUUCUUGAAGAAGAGUCAGGGUACAGCCAAAGGGAUCGACCAUUAGAUUUUUCAGUCUGUAAUUCCCAGAAGUUUGAAGGAGGUUUGGGGUUUUUUGAAGAAAUGUUAUGUGUUUCUGAAGACUUUGAAUAUACAUUGGAUCUCAGAAAUCAGCCCCAAAGUGUUGGUAAUCAUGUCUUAAAUAAAAAUCAAAUUAAAGAUGGAGACAGGAACCAGGCUGUAGUUAAGGAUUCAUUAGUUUGCCUUCCCAGUUUUCAUUGUCUUCAGGCUUCUGAGGAAGGUACUACUUUGGUUCAUCUUGAGAAUAUGACUAAGAGCCCACAACAAACAGAAGAGAUGUUAUUGUUGAACAAAGUGACUUCCUUAUUUUCUGUGUCGGAUGUUCCAGUUGGAAGUACUUUGAAUUUUGAAAAGAAUGAGUACUUAGAGUCUUUGGCCACAUAUAAGAAGGAUCAGCAGUCAGACUUGGCAGAGCUCACAAAUGACGAGCUUCAGUCAUUAAUUUUGAGUAAGCAAUCAGAGAGUAAACCCCAAAAUGAGGAGGCAAGUCUUCUUAAAUAUUCAGAGAUACAAAUAGUAUCUGAUGUUCAGCAACCAGAAUUUACUGAAAAUGUGAAGCAAGAAUUUCCUUUAAAUAAAAGCACUCAUGUGAAAAAACAAAGUCUGUUGAAAUCUGUUUUCCAGGUAAGCCAAAUAACUGCUCAGGCUAAAUUAGGCGUUGAAGAUGAUAAAAUCAUGACAAUCGACUCUGUGUCAGUUCCUCUUGCAUCACAGUUUAGUAGGGAUGAACACAGAAAUAGCGAUAUUCCUCAAGACCAGUCUUUCAAAGAGUCUGAGAGAACAUUAUUUAAAAGUGCAUUGAAACUCUUUGGUCAGGGAGAAGACUCUUCAGUUAGUGCAACAGCAAAUGAAAAUCAGGCAUCUGGGUUUUUGAACCUCUUUAAAACCCAGAUGAAUAAAGAAGGAUCACCAAAUUUGGAAAAUAAUGGUGAUAAAAAUAGAAAAAUAACAUCUCAGGAAAAGAAUGAAUCUUCUGGUAUCUCAAUUUUUUUUGGUACUCUUGGGGAUUUCUUUAAAACCAAUGUAUCUUCUACACAGACAACUGAAAAUAUGUCUAUUUCUUCAGUGACUAAUAAGGAUGAGGUCAAAUCAAGUCCUAAUCCCACAAAGCCAACUAUCCAGGAUUUUGGGAACUUCCCUGCUGCACCAGUUUUCUCUAAAGGGAAGGUUCGUGUUAGAAGGCUGAAUAAGCAGACUACUAUUGAUGAUACUGGGCUAAAAGAACCAUCAACUAAGGAUAUCCAGGGCAAUAAUUUGACUGAAAAAGAGGUAUCCUCCAGGGACCACUUAAUCCAGCAGUCACCAAAUCCAUCUUUCACAACAAACUGUUUCAAAGAGUCUUCAAGAGAGUCUUCAAUAGAAACCAGUGGUGUGUCUACAGUGAUGGAAGCUUCAGGAGAUAAUAAGAUAUCUUUUGAUAUUCUGAGCAGAAAAAAUUCAAAUGAACAAGAUCAUUUUUCUGAUAAAGACUUAAGUUUUUCAAAUGUCACAAUAUCUCCACCCCAACCGGAGUUGCCAACCAGAAAGAGUAUAUUUUCUUUCCUGACUGGAUCCGGAAAAUCUGAGAACAAAGCCUCUGCUGCUCUUCCAAGAACCAAAUCUCAAGCAAAAGGGCUGUUCACACUCCCUUCCUUUUUCCCCACUAAUUCAAGCCUCAAGAAGGAUGCCUCUCAGAAUAGCUCCUUUAGUUUCUUCAGCAUGCCCUUUGUGGAUGAAAAACAGCAGACUCCUGGGGAAAAGCAUAGCCUCUCAACUAUUGCUCCAGUGACUUCCCAGCCGUGUAAGAAGCCAAGUGUUUUUGUAGACAUGUCUGGCACAGUGAAUGAAGGUUCCAAUGGCAAUAGAGGUAGCAUAGUCCAGGAGUUAAUUCAUGAGCAGCAAAUGGCUCCUUGUAUUUCCAUUAACAACACCAUUGAGGUUACCUUCCUUGAUGAUGAGCUCAAUGUAGGGGAGAACUAUCAGGGAAACUUAGGGUCCAGAGAUGGAUCAUGGAUAUCUUUAGCAGAUUUCCAGUUGAAUCAGUUGCAAACAGACAGUGCUCCUCAUUCACCGGAAUAUCAGGCACAGACUGAAACACUGCUUAUUGGUCCAGAGACCUUUGAGGUAGCUUCUCAUGAAGAAGAUGUCAUACAGGAAGCCUUCCUCAGCAGCUCACUGGCCAAGUCUUUUCCACAUGAUAGUCAUUUGGUUGGAAAGCUCAACAAUUUAGACACUUGUACUAACCACCACCAAAAUGAAAGAUUUUCUGGUGACCCAUUGAACCUGCCAUUAGAAAAGGCCCCUGUUGAGAUGUUAACACAGAUCCUGGAGCCAACCUCUUCCUCUGAAGAGUCGGAGUGUGCAGGGCACCUCCAAAGCCGAGACACAGAUAAAGAGGAAGACAAAUCAUUGUUGGGCUCUUCAGUAGAAAUGCUUUCAGGGUUUGUGAACAAAGUGAAAUCUUUCUCUGGGAGCUUAACUGAACCUCCCAAAACUUUCUCUGGAUUUUUCUCCUCUUCUAAACCUCCAAAGAAAAACUCGUUUUUCUCUCUUGCUUCCAGUGCAUCAUCUCCGCCACUCAAAGGUGAGUUGUUUGGAAUUUUCAAAAGUCCCAAACCAGACACAUGCAAACAAGAAUCAUCUAUCCCAGCUACUGCACGGCUUCAAAAUGGUAGUUCCAGAGAUGCUGUAGGAUCAGUACCUCCAGGAAAUUUAUGGAGAGAGGCUGCUUCUGCAUCAUUCAAUUCAGAAUCUGCUCUCAAUGGCUAUAGAAUGACUGUGCUUAGAGCCAAGUCAGACUCAGAGACCUUGACAAAUGGUCCUAACCUAACAACCGAAGUGGAAAAUAGUAAUAUUCCUGGCCAUACCUUGACAGAUGAUCUAAAACUAACGACUGAAAUGGAAAACAGUAUUCCUGACAAUAGUCCAGAACCCCAGGGUUCUGAAACAAUUGGGGCUACAUCUUCUAUCUCAGGAGAUGACACUGGACAAGGAGUAUUAUCUCUGAGUGAUGAAGGAGACAUGGGGGUGUUGCAGGGCACAGACACAGAGACAUCAUUUGAAGCAGAGAAUAUUUCAUUGCCAACACAGUCCCAUCCAGAUCCUACCUGGAUUGCCAAAGACCUUCCUUCUCCAAUUCAGCCACUUCUUCCUCUUGAGCCAAAGCCAGCCAUGCAAUCUGCCCUCACAAAACAAAACACCUCAGAGCUACAGGCAACCAAUUCACUAGAAACCAGUACCACAAUACUGUUCAGUGAGGCAAGUUCAGUUGGUCAGAGUGUCAUACUGGAAACCCAAGGAUCCCUUUCUCACCCUCUGUGGGAGGAACCUGUGUUUUGUGCCAAAGAAAGUUAUGGGAUAUAUGAUGCCCAGAAAGAUCCACCUGCAGCCCUCCAGGAAACAGAGCAGCCAAGACCACGUUUUGAGAUCCCAAACAUGACCAAUUGGCCAAAGAUCCAUUUCCCAUCCUCUGCUGCUGACUAUGGGAAACCACUGAGCUCUUUCUUUUCCCCACCUUCCUCCUCUGGCGAUAGGGGAGCAGAGAUUGGUUUAAUGUCCGGUUUUAAGAAGUUGUCAACUCUGUUUGAGGGAGGUAAUGAGGGAAAAGGCGGUAUAGUGGCAAAUGAUACUAAAGUAAGGUUUGGAAAGAAGCUGGAUCUUUUAUUCCCUUGGCCAAAAGAGCACAGAGGAGACCCUGAACAAAUGCCUACAGAAUCCUUCACUCCAGUUUUGAUUAUCAGCAGUGAUCAUGACCUUAACUCCAGUGAGGCUGACAAAGCCUUGGAAUCUUCUCAAAUGUCUAAGGCUAGUGCUCACCCAGCUAAGGUCUCUGCUCAGCUCUCUGUGACCUCUGAUCAGCUCGAGGCCAAGCCAAGUAUAGGUGCUCAUGGGCUUUCAGGACUUGGAGAAAUGGAAAACCAGCAAGAAACCCCAGCAUCUGGAGAAGACUGGAAUACCAAAGGCAACCUCUCUGGCCUCACCAGUCCUUCAGGGAGUCAUGAGGAAGAGCACUGUGCUGUCUCUGAACUACUUCACCAGUCAGAAACACAAGGAGGGGAGGCAAUGCCUGCUAGCUCUGACUCUGUUUUGAAUGGACAGCUGCCAGUUACUCAGCAUGGCAUCAAGGAAACAAAGACCAAUGAAAGCCCCACCAGCAGUAGUAGGUAUGGCUCCUCCUGCAAUGUGAGCCAAGGAAGCUCUCAGCUGAGUGAACUAGACCAGUGUCAUGAACAAGAUGAUGACCGUCGGGAGAGGGACUCGAUUCAUUCCUGCCACAGCUCUGGUAGCUUCUCUAGAGAUGUCCAAGUGGGUUUUGGAGAACAAGAGAAAAUCUUGGAGGUGACUGGUGAAGACGAGAAGGGGAGAGCAUGUGAACCCAAGGAGAUGAAAGAUGUCACAACCCAUCCUACCCCAGAUCUGGUGCUACAAAAAGACCAUGUCCAAGGUCCCCAAGAGAGUUUUCCUGAGGAGACUGCAUCUUCGCCAUUUACCCAAGCCAGAGCACAUUGGAUCCGAGCAGUUACCAAGGUUCGACUCCAGCUGCAGGAGAUUCCAGAUGAUGGCGACUCCUCUUUGCCCCAGUGGCUCCCAGAAGGGCCAGCAGGCGGGCUCUAUGGCAUCGACAGCAUGCCAGAUCUACGCAGAAAAAAGCCACUGCCACUUGUCAGCGAUCUGUCAUUGGUCCAGUCCCGGAAGGCAGGGAUUACUUCUGCAAUGGCUACCCGUACCUCUUUCAAGGAUGAAGAACUGAAAUCCCAUGUGUAUAAGAAAACCCUGCAGGCCUUAAUCUACCCUAUCUCGUGCACCACACCCCACAACUUUGAGGUCUGGACUGCCACUACCCCGACCUACUGCUAUGAGUGUGAAGGCCUGCUCUGGGGCAUUGCCCGGCAGGGCAUGCGCUGCAGCGAGUGUGGAGUCAAGUGCCACGAGAAGUGCCAGGACCUGCUCAAUGCUGACUGCCUACAGCGGGCUGCAGAAAAGAGCUGUAAACAUGGAGCUGAGGACCGGACCCAGAACAUUAUCAUGGCCAUGAAGGACCGCAUGAAGAUCCGAGAGCGGAAUAAGCCUGAGAUCUUCGAAGUUAUCCGGGAUGUCUUCACUGUGAGCAAAGUUGCCCAUGUGCAGCAGAUGAAAACAGUGAAGCAGAGUGUACUGGAUGGCACCUCCAAAUGGUCGGCCAAGAUUACUAUCACUGUGCUGUGUGCUCAGGGCCUGCAAGCCAAGGACAAGACAGGAUCCAGUGACCCUUACGUGACUGUGCAAGUGGGUAAAACCAAGAAGCGGACCAAGACCAUUUUUGGGAACCUGAAUCCAGUUUGGGAGGAGAAGUUCCAUUUUGAGUGCCACAACUCUUCUGACCGUAUUAAGGUACGUGUGUGGGAUGAGGAUGAUGACAUCAAGUCGAGAGUAAAGCAGCGGCUAAAGCGAGAGUCUGAUGAUUUUCUUGGCCAAACCAUCAUCGAGGUUCGGACACUGAGUGGCGAGAUGGAUGUCUGGUACAACCUGGAGAAGAGGACAGACAAAUCAGCCGUCUCGGGGGCUAUUCGACUACAAAUCAGCGUGGAAAUCAAGGGGGAGGAGAAGGUUGCCCCAUAUCAUGUGCAGUACACGUGUCUCCAUGAGAACCUUUUUCGUUACCUCACAGACAUUCAGGGCAACGGAGGAGUCCAGAUCCCUGAGGCCCGAGGAGACGAUGCCUGGAAGGUGUACUUUGACGAGACUGCCCAAGAAAUUGUGGAUGAAUUUGCUAUGCGCUAUGGCAUCGAAUCCAUAUAUCAGGCCAUGACGCACUUUGCAUGUUUGUCAUCCAAGUACAUGUGUCCUGGUGUGCCAGCAGUGAUGAGCACCUUACUCGCCAACAUCAAUGCCUACUAUGCCCACACGACUGCCUCCACCAAUGUCUCUGCAUCUGAUCGCUUUGCAGCCUCCAACUUUGGGAAAGAGAGAUUUGUGAAACUACUGGACCAGCUCCACAACUCCCUGAGAAUUGACCUCUCUACAUACAGGAAUAAUUUCCCUGCUGGGAGUCCUGAGCGGCUUCAAGACUUAAAGUCCACAGUGGAUUUGCUGACUAGCAUCACUUUCUUCAGGAUGAAGGUGCAAGAACUGCAGAGCCCUCCAAGAGCCAGCCAGGUGGUAAAGGACUGUGUGAAGGCCUGUUUGAACUCCACAUAUGAGUAUAUCUUCAACAACUGCCAUGACUUAUACAGCCGCCAGUAUCAGCUGAAGCAGGAACUACCUGCCGAGGAACAAGGACCCAGCAUUCGGAACCUGGAUUUCUGGCCCAAACUUAUCACACUCAUUGUGUCAAUCAUAGAGGAAGACAAGAAUUCUUACACCCUUGUUCUGAACCAGUUUCCUCAGGAGCUGAGUGUGGGAAAAGUCAGCGCAGAAGUGAUGUGGCAACUUUUUGCCCAAGACAUGAAAUAUGCACUGGAGGAGCAUGAGAAAGACCGGCUGUGUAAGAGUGCUGACUACAUGAACCUACACUUCAAGGUGAAGUGGCUCCACAAUGAAUAUGUGCGGGAUCUGCCUGCCCUCCAGGGGCAGGUACCUGAGUACCCAGCGUGGUUUGAGCAGUUUGUCUUACAAUGGCUGGAUGAGAAUGAGGAUGUAUCCCUGGAAUUCCUGCAUGGGGCCCUGGAACGAGAUAAGAAGGAUGGGUUCCAGCAGACAUCAGAGCACGCACUCUUUUCCUGCUCUGUGGUGGACGUCUUCACACAGCUCAACCAGAGCUUUGAGAUCAUCCGAAAGCUGGAAUGCCCAGACCCCAACAUCCUUGCCCACUACAUGAGGAGAUUUGCUAAGACCAUCGGGAAGGUGCUGAUUCAGUAUGCAGACAUCUUAUCAAAGGACUUCCCAGCUUACUGCACAAAAGAGAAAAUGCCCUGCAUCCUGAUGAACAACAUGCAGCAACUGAGGGUCCAGCUGGAGAAAAUGUUUGAGGCCAUGGGAGGCAAGGAGUUGGAUCCUGAAGCUGCAGACAGUCUGAAGGAGCUGCAGGUGAAACUGAAUACAGUUCUGGAUGAGCUCAGCAUGGUGUUUGGAAACAGUUUCCAGGUGCGGAUUGAUGAGUGUGUUAAACAAAUGGCCGACAUCCUGGGCCAGGUGCGGGGCACAGGAAAUGCAUCCCCCAACGCCAGGGCCUCAGUGGCUCAGGAUGCAGAUAGCGUGCUCCGACCCCUCAUGGACUUCCUGGAUGGCAACCUCACCCUGUUUGCCACUGUGUGUGAGAAGACAGUCCUGAAGCGUGUACUGAAGGAGCUCUGGCGGGUGGUAUUGAACACCAUGGAAAGGAUGAUUGUUCUGCCCCCACUCACUGACCACACGGGCACUCAGCUGAUCUUCACUGCUGCCAAGGAGCUGAGCCAUCUUUCCAAACUCAAGGACCACAUGGUGCGAGAGGAAACACGGAGUCUCACUCCGAAGCAGUGUGCUGUCCUUGACCUCGCGCUGGACACCAUCAAGCAAUACUUUCAUGCAGGAGGCAAUGGACUGAAGAAAACCUUCCUGGAGAAGAGCCCAGAUCUGCAGUCCCUGCGCUAUGCCCUAUCUCUGUACACACAGACUACAGAUACACUCAUCAAAACCUUUGUGCGUUCACAGACUGCCCAGGGGUCUGGGGUGGAUGAUCCUGUUGGAGAAGUCUCUAUUCAGGUGGACUUGUUUACACAUCCUGGGACUGGAGAGCACAAGGUCACAGUGAAAGUGGUGGCUGCUAAUGACCUCAGGUGGCAGACAGCGGGGAUGUUCCGACCCUUCGUGGAAGUGACCAUGGUUGGCCCACAUCAAAGCGAUAAGAAGAGGAAGUUCACGACCAAGUCAAAAAGCAACAACUGGGCCCCCAAGUACAACGAGACAUUUCACUUCCUCCUGGGAAAUGAAGAGGGGCCAGAAGCCUAUGAAUUGCAAAUAUGUGUGAAGGAUUACUGCUUUGCCCGAGAGGAUCGUGUCCUAGGGUUGGCCGUGAUGCCUCUGAGGGAUGUGGCAGCCAAGGGCAGCUGUGCCUGCUGGUGCCCCUUGGGCCGGAAGAUCCACAUGGAUGACACAGGCAUGACCAUCCUCCGGAUCCUGUCUCAGAGGAGCAAUGACGAAGUGGCUCGAGAGUUUGUGAAGCUCAAAUCCGAGUCUCGUUCCAUGGAGGAGGGGAGCUGAGCACCUGAGCUCCUGUGCCAACCAGAUGGCGCCAGUUCCACAAAUCAGGGCCGUGGGAGUUACUAUGUAGCCAGCUUAGGUCCUCACAGUGAAAAGGCUGACUUCUUCAGUUAAACAAAUUUAAGGAAAAUUUGGCUUUUCACAGAAAGGGUCAUGAAUCCCUGACCAGUAGGUCUGUGGUGCUAGGGGGUUACUGCAUAGGGGUAUUUUCCAUAAAGAGAGGGACAGACAUUUCUGAGAGUGUCACUCAUUCUUGGUAGACACACCUCCACUCAACACCCCAUGUCUACCCCUCUCCAUACUGCACCUUAUCCAGUUGGACCCCUAUGUACCAGUCAUUAGAAGAACAAGUUUAGAGGAGCAGGAGCUUAUGCCUGGCCAGCUAAGUAGUCAGUUGAGCCUAUAGGUAUCACUGAACCCUGUAGUCUGGUUUGAAGUAUAGCCAGGGCUAGAGCACACAGAAUAGAAUUCACACUGUCCCUUGAGCAGAACCCACUGGUUUUGUGUGCAUCCAGUGAGAAAAAAGGCUUUGAAACUGAACAAGAUACCUCGAGAAAUGAGCUCUGUUAAUCCUUUACCCAGUUUAUAUCUGUUGUGAGCAGAAGCAGGUUCAUAUGGUGCUUCAGAGCCUUGAGCAGAAUAUUCUUUGGAACCCAAGUACCAGAGGCUACUUUCCCAGGAGUCCCUCUACCUCACUCCUGUAGGAAGGGAAGUGAUGCUUCAGGACAUGAGAGGCUGUUUUUGUGUGUAUGCAUCUGAGGACUAAUUGAAAGAUCCAGGAGAGGGGACUAUAUUUCCUUCUUGGGUAGGUAGGCCCCGAACAAAGCCAAAAAUUUUGGAAAUUAGUCUAGAAGGAGUCUCCUCACUUAUGGCCACUGCCUUCUGGCUGUCCCCCUCUUGUAGAAAGAAUCUAGCCUUUGACUUCACUCCUUUCAUUGGGUCAGCUGUGUCCCCCUUACAGGUGUUCAGCCCUCUGGAAGAAACGUGCCCUAUGAUCCCUCCAUGCAGGCUGGGCGGAGGAGGGCCUCAACAUUCUUGCAAGGGGUCUUAUGGGCUUUGCAGGCCUUGCUCAGAGAAAUGACAUGGUCCUUCAAUAUCCUUGGUAGCAGCUUCCUGGACUUCCUUCCUGGACUUUCUGAGGACUCUCCAUUGUCCACAGUUGUACUGGUCAUUACAUUUAACAAGAAACUAAGCAUAUUUGCUGUUGUUAAUUAUUGUAUGUGCCAUUGUUACAGGAGAUUAUUGGCUAGUCUGUAAUAAAUUAUCUUAUAG
Molecule: messenger RNA, 14694 nt
Organism: Pipistrellus kuhlii (Kuhl's pipistrelle)
Lineage: Eukaryota; Metazoa; Chordata; Mammalia; Chiroptera; Vespertilionidae
Gene: UNC13B
Product: unc-13 homolog B
Exons: 40
Coding region: 319-13422 (4367 amino acids)
Biological process (GO): neuromuscular junction development; synaptic transmission, glutamatergic; synaptic vesicle priming
Cellular component (GO): presynaptic membrane; terminal bouton; presynaptic active zone cytoplasmic component
Molecular function (GO): phospholipid binding; calmodulin binding; diacylglycerol binding
Source: RefSeq, a predicted model, not a curated record